CGAAGAAACAAUAAAUGUAACCACAUGAAAACGGGACUUUCAUACAAACCAUAAAAAUAUGGGAAAUAUACUACAAAAUGCUUUCUAUUCCGGAAUGGCUUAUACAAUUAUCGGUUUAUUAUGUUUUAUUCUACUCAUUUACGUAACGCUUCGUAUUUAUAAUUGGAUAAAGGAUUCCAAAUGCUUCGGAGAUUGCAAUCAUCUUCAUACUUAUUUGAAAUUUUUAUUAAAAUUAAGAACGAAGAAAAUUGGACUCGACUGCUUUAUAGAUGAAACAUUCCUUUACCGGAGAUGUAAAGGAUACAUCUCUAUAAAUUUGAUUUUUACAAAAUGGAUACUUGUAUUCCGUCCAGAAUAUAUAAAAAUGUUGUUGGAUGAUGACGAAAAUAUUAAUAGGCCUUUAAUGAAAUACGCGCAGAAAGGUUUAGCGGCAGAUUCAUUGCUAUUCAGGAAUGGAGAAAAGUGGAGAAUUAGAAAGAAGUUACUCGCUCCAACAUUUAAUCAAAAGACUCUUGAUAAAUUUCAGUCAGUUAUUGAUGAAAAUGCAAAAAGAUUUGUAGACGAAUUAAAAGAAAGUUGUGGCAAAGAAUGGACACCAGUUUUUCCAAUUAUAAGGAAACACGUUUUCUCUAUUCUUCUUGGGACUAUAAUAGGAAUUUCAAGAAAGUCGAAAUAUUUCGGCAUGUAUUCUACUUUUAUGGAAUUAGAUGAAGUAAUGGGGUCGAGUCUGGUAAGAAGAAUUUUUAAUGUAUUUUUAUGGUCAAAUACCAUUUUUUCGCUUACAAAAUACGGGCGUAAAUAUAAUAAAUGUAAAAGAACUGCCAGGGAACUUGUGAAGGACAUUGUUAUGGAACGACUCCAAGAACUGAAUACGCAGGAUUUAGACGAAAAUGAUAGGUUAUCGUGUACUGAUUUGCUUCUGUUAUCUUUGAACAAAAAUCCAGAUGUUACCAUGAAAAAUGUCAUCGAUGACAUUGUGGUUUUUCUAGUAGCAGGCUAUCAUACAUUUUCCAUAACAUUAGCCUGGGCUAUAUACGAACUAGGAAGAUAUCCGAAUAUACAAAGGAAAAUUCAGAAUGAGUUGGACGAAAUAUUUCGAGACGAUCCAAACAGAAGUACGACAAAAGAAGAUUUAUCAAAAAUGGCGUACUUGCAACUCUUCAUUAAAGAAAUAUUGAGAAAAUAUCCAGCUUUGCCAGUGACGAUGAGAAGUUCGGAAAAAAUGCUACGAUUUGGUGAGGAAAUGAUUCCGAAAAAUUCCAUUUAUUUCAUCGAUAUAUUUCAUAUGCAGAGGAAUCCUGAAAUAUAUACGAAUCCAGAAGUCAUCGAUCCUGACAGAUUUCUUGAAGAGAAUUCUAAACGGAGACAUCCUUAUUCUUUCGUCCCAUUUUCGGCUGGAAUUAGAAAAUGUAUUGGUAAGGAUUUUAAUUUUUAA
This is a messenger RNA of Centruroides sculpturatus (bark scorpion), 1435 nucleotides long. Its product is annotated as cytochrome P450 4C1-like. Lineage: Eukaryota; Metazoa; Arthropoda; Arachnida; Scorpiones; Buthidae. The transcript is spliced from 11 exons. The coding region runs from base 59 to 1435 and encodes 458 amino acids. The record is from RefSeq and is a predicted model, not a curated record. Gene Ontology annotation, molecular function: iron ion binding; monooxygenase activity; heme binding.